Molecule: messenger RNA, 2041 nt
Organism: Osmia bicornis bicornis
Lineage: Eukaryota; Metazoa; Arthropoda; Insecta; Hymenoptera; Megachilidae
Exons: 2
Coding region: 415-1380 (321 amino acids)
Source: RefSeq, a predicted model, not a curated record
AAUAAUAAUAAUAGUCAUAAUGAUAAUAGCAAUAGUAAUGACAAUAAUAAUAGUAAUAAUUAUAAUAAUGGAAUUCACUAACCUGGAAAUUCUGUCACCACUGUCACCCACUGUGCGCCAUAUUUCUUCAGUCUCUUUAAAUUUUGAAAAAAUUGAAAAACGCGGCGACAAAUUUCGCGGGAACAUGACGUCACGAUACCUUUAGUUGUGUAUGUUAAAAUCAGUGAUACAAGGUAUGCAUGUAGAGAAGCGACAUCAGCGCUGCCUGGAUUUUCUGCGCCGAGUUAAAAUUUGCAUCAAGUUCACAAGAGUGGAGCUUGGAGGGCCUGGGGCAUACAGAGCGAGGGUAUCAAAAGCAUUGAUUGUGCGUGUACUUACAGGAGCGAUAUUGUCGACGAUUGAUUGACAUCAGCAAUGUCCGACUCUCAAAAGAAGAAACUAACUCCAUCGGUAACUGAGACGGAAUUCGACAGAGAGACAGGACUCGACCCGGCGUUUGUUUACCGCCAUCGUCGUCGCCAGAAAACGAUAGUUCCCGAUUCCGCGAAGGCUCCUCCCCGAGAAGGCUCCUUUCUAGAGAGCGCGACCAAGCCUUGCCCGAGUUCGUUUGAAGAGACUGAAAAAGACGAGAUCAGACCUACCUCCCCAAUGUCAGCAUCUGUCUCCCUUUCUUCCAAAUUCCAACUCCUAAGGAUUCAUAUAGAGCCAGACUCUGCCCGACCAAAAUCCCCUUCCCAACUGCCUUCUUCUCCUGAUUCACAACUCCACCAAUUAACUCUCCUAUUCCAAGACCUCACCUAUGGUCUUGAAGAAACAGCCCCUAUUGAGAAACAGGCUGCCGACAUAUUAAAUAGAGGGCUUUCUCAUCCAAACUUCAUAAUGAAAGACUUCUGGAAUAGCUAUCGAGUUGAAAUUAAUACCUGGAUCAGAUCAAGGCAACAAGCAGUUCUAAUGAGUUUUAAGGCAGGUGUGGAGAUGGGCCCCAUAGCCCUCAGCUCAUAUAUAAAGGGCGUUGUAAUAGGAAAGGAGAUGGCCGAGUUGAAGUCAACCAAUGGUCUGCUUGACUUAUGUAAGAAAGCUGCGGAUAUGGCCAUUCAAGAAGAGAUUUGUCAGAAGCAAAGUGAUGAGGUGGCAUGUCAGAUGAGCAACGCCUUAGAACACCUAAAUUCAGUAGUAAGGGGUCUUCGAAGGGUAGUGUCAAGUAUGCUAGAUAGAUCAGAAUCCAUCCAACCUCCGCCUUCGCGACAAAUUCUAUAUCAGGCACCUUCCCGAGAGUCUAGUUCCGAAGCCCGGGUUGGAGGUCCUGACACAUCAGAUUCCUCUUACAGAGCAAAGCGAAGAACAAAACGCAAGACGAAGAACAAAAAGCACGCUCAUUAAGAGGUUAGAAGGAAAUGGAGCAUAUGAGAAUGAAAAGCUGUAUAUUGAGAUAGUAAAACAACGAGUUUGCUCUUUGGACAUUAGGGAUGAAAAACUUCAUCCUCGUUUUGAUUGGCAAACACAUGGAGUCAGCGAGGUAUUUUUUGAACCGGGACCUCUGUGCUCUUUCUCACCCGUGUGCUUCAAAUCCAUUAUGGGUUUCUGAUCUUCUCCUGGACCCCAGCGUGACCAAUAGAAACAGAGCUGGAAGGGCAAUUCGCGACAUUCCAGAAAGACCCUUCCAGUGGUAUCAAUUAACCAAACCCUCCGAGUCAUCCUCCGAUAAUGAUACAACUUAAGGUCCCACAUUCUUCCCUAGUAUUCCUAUAAAACAUAAUCAUUAAUUCCCCCUUGACUCACCUUCUUAUCUUGACCCUAAUACCUCCACAGUAGUCGAUCGAUAAUUCCCUUAUAGCAAGGGGACCGUCCUAUCACAAUCCACACCUUUUUUCUACAUUUUGAUAAUAAAAGUAUGAGUAGAUGAAAAGACAAACGUGAAAAGCAGGGGUGGAAAGACAGAGGGAUUUUAUACAUAGAUAACAGAAAUAUAAUAACUGGAUAUGAAAACAGAAUAUAAAAAUCAUUUAAAAGAUCUACAGACAACAAUAAGAAAUAAUUUUUU